This is a messenger RNA of Physeter macrocephalus (sperm whale), 1504 nucleotides long. It is a transcript of the gene TP53INP2, whose product is annotated as tumor protein p53 inducible nuclear protein 2. Gene Ontology annotation, cellular component: autophagosome; nucleus. The transcript has 6 exons. Gene Ontology annotation, biological process: positive regulation of DNA-templated transcription; autophagosome assembly. The record is from RefSeq and is a predicted model, not a curated record. Lineage: Eukaryota; Metazoa; Chordata; Mammalia; Artiodactyla; Physeteridae. Bases 583 to 1245 code for a protein of 220 amino acids.
CAGGAGGCCUUGCGGCGAAAUAGGGCGGGACGACGGAAAGCGGGGCGACUCGAGCUCGUAGCAAAGUGCUGGGCGACGUCUCCUAAGGUAGCAGCCCCUGCAGCAGAAUGGGUUAAUAAGGUGUGUAAAUGUUCCAGUGCUGAGCACUCAAUGGUUAUUCAGCCCAGAGCAAUUCCUCUCCAAGUCCUACUCCGCAAAAUUUCCUGUCAGCCUAACCAACUCUUCUAUACUGCCGGGUGCUCCCCUGGAACCAGAGAAAAGGGAUGUCCCCCGCCUCUCAAGCCUGCCCAGCUGAGGAAAAAUGGGGUGGGAAAGCAGCGAACGCGUACGCUGAGAAGCAGCGGCGGCUGCACAGAGUCAAAGCCCCGCGGGCGAGCGCAGCAGCCCUGAGCGUCCGACACGUACCCCAGCCGCCUUCCCGCCCAGCCCCCGCGAUGCGGCCGCGCCUGUGAUCAGCCGCCGACCCCGGGACGCCCCGCCUCACAACUACCUCAGCACCACCUCCGCCCGCCGCACCGCCCCAGUCCCCAGGUUUCUGCACUGCCAUAGGGCACCCCCCUGAGGCCUCUUCACUCCCCCACCAUGCUCCAGCGCCUCACCAGCCUCUUCUUCAGCUCCCCGGCGCCCCCCGAGGACCCUGACUGCCCUCGAGCCUUCGUCUCCGAGGAGGAUGAAGUGGAUGGCUGGCUCAUUAUUGACCUGCCGGACAGCUUCACAGCUCCACCCAGCCCCGGGGCCGCCCCGGCCCCUGCGGGCCGCCCUCCGCCUGCACCCUCCUUGAUGGAUGAGAGCUGGUUUGUUACCCCUCCGGCCUGUUUUACUGCAGAAGGGCCUGGGCUCGGGCCUGCCCGCCUCCAGAGCAGCCCCCUGGAGGACCUCCUCAUCGAGCACCCCAGCAUGUCCGUUUACGUGACCGGCAGCACCAUAGUGCUGGAGCCUGGACCUCCUUCCCCGCACCCCGACGCCGCCCUGCCAGACGGAGACCUUAGCGACGGGGAGUUGGCGCCUGCUCGCCGUGAACCCCGGGCCCUGCACCACGCUGCCCCUCUGCCGGCGCGGGCCGCACUGCUGGAGAAGGCGGGCCAGGCGCGGCGACUGCAGCGGGCUCGGCAGCGGGCCGAGCGCCACGCUCUGAGCGCCAAGGUGGUGCAACGGCAGAACCGCGCCCGCGAGAGCCGUCCGCGCCGGCCCAAGCACCAGGGCAGCUUUGUCUACCAGCCGUGCCAGCGCCAGUUCAACUACUGAGCUUCCGCCGGCCGUGCCGCAAACCCCUCGCUGACUCCCGACCCUUAACCAGCCCCUCCGCCGCAGCCAGUGUGCUGCUCGAGGGACGCCUGCAGCCCACUUCGGGCUGGACACCACAACCUCCCUUCUUCUUAAGUGUGUGAGGUGGGGGUGAUAGCCUCUCUCUCUCUCUCUCUCUCUCUCUCUCCCCCCCCACUCCUUCUAUUUCCCUAUCUCUGAUCCUCUAAUCCGCCUCUGAACCUCCCCCUCCUCCCUUCAC